AUGAGCAAAUGGAUAUGUUGUAAUUCAUACACGGAAGAAUUUCAAAUCAAACUUUAUUUGAAUCAUAAAAAAGAUCAGUUCCUAAAUAGGGAUUUACCGGCAUUUUCCAUUAAUGAAUCUCAUUUAAGAGAAAUUUCGAUGAACAAAAAAGAAUUCACUUCAAGUAUAAAUUUAGAAGAAGGAGGUUGCGAAGGAAAAAGAACAGCAUGUUUUGGUGGGCUUUCUGUUGCUCAACAAACAAUAUUAAUCUCCCCUACUAUUGUCGUACAGAUUCCGUGGUUUCAAACUUGCUGUGCUACUGAAAGUGAUACAUUUGAUUUUAUAUUAAAUUCCCGAUUGGACAUGAAAUUUCCAAUUUUAGAAACGAUCUUGGGCGUAAUGAAUUUACCAUUUUUGUUAUCAACCCUCUAUAACGAUAUUGAGAGUUAUGAUGGUGAACGCUGUCCCUUUUGGUGGUGGGUUUCUUUAAUUAAGUCAAAGAUGGCACAAAGCGUAACUCUGAUAAUUAUAUGA
Molecule: messenger RNA, 513 nt
Organism: Funneliformis caledonium
Lineage: Eukaryota; Fungi; Glomeromycota; Glomeromycetes; Glomerales; Glomeraceae
Source: the annotation of a GenBank genome assembly